This is a messenger RNA of Paramecium primaurelia, 2294 nucleotides long. Lineage: Eukaryota; Ciliophora; Oligohymenophorea; Peniculida; Parameciidae. The record is from the annotation of a GenBank genome assembly.
AUGAGCAAUUACAAAAAAUCCUUUGUGAAAUGUAAUUUAAAUAACUAAUUAAAAGUCCUUAGAUCAAUAGAUUUAUUUGGAUAAAAUAUUCUUCUUAAUCUUAAUGGUGAAGAUUAAUAUAAAACUGGUUGUGGAGGUUUAAUGACUUUAAUCAUUUUGGCAAUCGUUGUGUUAUUCUUUUAAUCCAACAUAAAAGAUUUUGUCAACAAAGUUAAUAUACAAAGUGAAAGCAAUUAACUUUUUGAAGAUCAACCAGAUUUAAUCUAUUUAAAUGAUACAAAUUUUAUGUUUGCAGUAGCUAUUGAAUAAACAAAUUUCAAUUCUAAUCCAUUUUUCAAUAUCACUAUGGCAUCAAGGUAUUUCUAUAUAAUAAUUUAGACGUUACGAACGAUAAGGUGAUGGAUCACUAUAUAAAGAUGAGACUUUAUUAGAUCUUGUUCCAUGCACUGUAGAGAGAUUCCAAUAGAUUUUUAAUUAGUUUGGAUAAAAUUUUACUCAACAAUAUAAUGAGAUUGGUUUAGACACAUGGUUAUGUCCAUAGUAUUUUAUAAUAUUAUAAUUAGAAUGAAUUACUCAUUUACACUCAAAGGAAGGUACACUAAUAAUUUAUUUGAUUUUCUGAAAAUAACUGUUAGUCAAUGUAGCAACCAUUCUCAGACAAAUUCCUUUUAUACAUGGUAACCUACUUGUGCAUCCAAUGAAGCAAUAUCACAAUGGCUCAUACAAUAGAGAUAAUAUAGAGUUAAAAUGUAUUAAUUACAUUUUAUAUAGAUAUAUUACAAAUCAAAAGAUUAGUCCAUAAAAAGGUGAUGAUUAUGUUUAAUCAUUUUUAGAUGAUGAAUUAUUUUUCUCAUUUAUUCCCUAAGUUGUUGGUAAAGAAGUUGACAUAUUUUUUACUAAAUAUCUUAUGUAAACAGAUAAUAAUCUACUUCCAACUGGUAGUACAUUUGAUACAAAAGAGUUGUUUGCCAAAGAAUAAGGAGAUUAUAGAGAUUAAAACAGUUUUGCUAGUGAUACAUAUGCAACAAUUUAUCUUAGAAGAUCCCCUUACACUACAUAUAUCAAAAGAUCAUAUUAAAAAUUGGAUAAGAUGCUUUCAAUUUUAGGAGGAUUUGCUAAUAUUGUAAUUGUUGUAUUAGGAUUUUUUGUUGGUAUGUAUAAUAAACAAUUAUGUAUGAUAUAAAUUCAUUUACAUUUAGAUUUAAUUGAAUUAGCUAAUUAAAUUUAUGACUUUAAUUUCGGGUAGGAAUAUUAAGAGAAAUUUGAAAGAUAAAAAUUAGUCUAAGACAUUACAUAUCUGAAAUCAUAACCUAUGAUAUUAAGUCGAUGUAGUCCUAUUUCAUCUAUGAAUCCUGGAAAUAAUUCUUUAGGUAAGAAUUAUAGAAUGUCUAUUCGAUAAACUUUUUCUUAAAAAUUUGAUUAUAUUUAAGGUGCUAAAAUGAAUAAGGAUGAAUCAUGUAAAAUGAUAUUAGGUAAUCAUUGGUAGCCAAUUGGAGAUAAGGAAGUUGAAUGGUAAAGUGCAGAUGCUGCUGAUAUCUAAAAUCAUCAUUAAAUUGAUGUUUCUGAUAUGAUAAAAGAGAGUGCAAAAAAUUAUUAUGAAGAUCAAAGAAUAUCUAAGGAUUAGACUGAAUAAGAUAGGAAAAAAUCUUAUAAAGAAAUUCAUUAAAAAAUUGUAAGAAAAAUAGGGAAUCAUAAUAAAAAAGAAUAUUUGACUAAGUAAAUUUAAGCUAUGCUUGAUCGUAGUAAACCUAUUGUUUUUACAAUUAAAUUUUUAUUACAUUAAUUGUUUUGUGGAAAAUUCUUUUAGGAUUAAAAUUCAAUUUUAUUAAAUAGAGCAAUGUAUGAAUUUAUAUUGAGAAUAGAAAGAAAAUCAAUUCAGAUAUUGAUAUAUGUGUAUUGAUAGACAAAAUAAAUGAAAUUGAAUUAAUUAAAGAGUUAUUAUUAAAUAAGGAUUAAUAGAUUUUAUUUAAUUUUGCUCCUAAAGAAGUGAUUACAAUUGAUAAUGAUUACUAUUAACAUUAGCCACCUGGUAGAAGGGAGAAUAAGUAUUUUAAUAUUAUUUACAUUUUACAUAGGAGAGCAUUUACAAAAACUCUUGGAGUUCAAUUUGGAGAUGUUGCCAAAAUGAUGUUAGACAAAAAAUUUAAAAAAGGGUAAUUUGUUACUCCUGGAAUGCAAAUAUAUUAUAAACUUUAUUCAGCAUAUGAAAAGGUUGCAUUAUCAAAUGAAUAAAACAAUAGAUUCAAUUAAAUUUUGAUUUAAAAACUUGGCUAAGAGGUUAAAGAUGUUUUUGA